Molecule: messenger RNA, 1811 nt
Organism: Tricharina praecox
Lineage: Eukaryota; Fungi; Ascomycota; Pezizomycetes; Pezizales; Pyronemataceae
Exons: 2
Coding region: 203-1339 (378 amino acids)
Source: RefSeq, a predicted model, not a curated record
ACUCCAACUACCACCACAACUGCUCCACCACCACCACCGCCAACCUUCCCCUGAGCCUCACCGAACUGCUUGCCCCACCGCCGCUCAACGUAACGAAUUAAUUUUCUGGACGGGACUCACAUUGGGUUUUGUUUAUUUCAAACCGGGCCCAAAUACCCACCCCCUAAACAACGAGUCACGGCGGAAAUCCAAUCCGAUCCGAAUGGCGUCGCUUGACAGGAUCGGGAACGGGACCGGGACCGACUGCGAUCGCGACCGGGUACAACAGCAACAACAACAGCAACAACUCCCAGAGCUGCUGCAAUCGAUAACGAUACCGACACAAACACAACCACGUCCGUCACCACCGCCGCCGCCGACGCCGCGGGGACGGGUAGAUGGUGGGACUGGAACUAGAAUAGGAACUGGCACGGGAGAAGGGGAAGGUGGGGAGGAAGGUGCUGUUGCUGCUGUUGUUGCUGUGGGUGGUGGUGGGAAGGGAGCAGAAAGCGCUACAGCGCAAUGCUCGCCGCAGGAUCUAGGUGCGAAGGAAGCGGAAGGCGCUACACCGCAAUGCGCGCUGCAGGAUCUCGAAAAGAGUGAGAUGGACAUGGGCAUGGAGGAGACCACAGCAGGCAACAACCAUGUAUCACAUCCCCGGCCACUGCGAAAUACCCACGAUACACCAGACUUCGCCGAGAAAGACGAUGGCGACAGAGAGUGCCCACAGCAGCAGCGGCCGCGCCGUCAUAACCAUGCAAGAAGAUCGCGACGCACAAAUAGCGAUAACUUCUACGACGAUAACCGGUUAGGGAUAGACGUGGAGCAGCAAGCUGGAAGUAGAGAAGAAACCGACCAUCGCCAUAAGUCCUCCUACGUCUGGCGAGUUCUGUGCUACCUAACAUUCAUUGCGCCCUUCCUCAGCGUGCUGUGCGCCCUCUACACACUCAUCACGCUCCUCCUGCUGAUAAUCAGCUACCCCCUCCAAAACCUUACAUCCUCCACCUGCCCCCCCUUCGGCACAACAGUCAUCUCGCGCCUCCUCCCGCCGUUAGAGUUACACAUGCGCUUCCUCUACUGGCGGCGCCAUCCGUUUCCCACGGCCGACGACGUCGGCGCCGCAAGGCUAGUCCGCGUCCACAUGCUCUCACCGCUCGUCGCGAUCCCGAUCGGCGCCGUGGCGGCGUUCAUCAGCUUCGUCUGGCUGUAUACGGAGGUGCUGCUGGGCGACAAGAACGACGAGAAGGGAAUGGAGUACAGAGGUUUCCUGUGGGUCAAGCAGCGGUGGGAGAACUUUGUGCUCUCGUCUCUGAAGUCGAAAGAGCUGCCGGAAGGCGGCGAUUCUUUUAGGGAGGGGUAAUAGGAUUGUGGGGGGUUGUGGAGUUUUUGAGAUUUGCGGCUUUUGGGGUUCAAUGGUCAUGACUUGCAUGCAUGCAUAGGUGGGGGGUACUGGGUCUUGAUGUUCAUAAAUCAAAUGAUUGCGCUCACUCACAUCAUACCCACGUCCACGUAUUGAACCAGUCGUUUAGUUGUGCUUCAACUGCGGAGGAGUCGGUGGAGGAAGAGGAGAAUUGGUUGGCGCUAAAGCUGAACAUUGCCCAAGCUGCUGGCUGGCUCUUUGAUCCUCAGUUGUGCCGCUUCGCAUCACCGUCAUGUGUGCUCCGUUGACUACCCGCGACACCGUGACAUCGAACAACCUACCUAUCUACGUCUGGUCGACAGCGCCGUCCGUCCGUCCUACUCCCGACCGCAUGAGAUCAGACUCGACUAGUGUGAGGAUAGGUAGGUAGGUAUGCAGCGAGCUGGCAGUGGCUCUCAGUGGCUACCGGAUG